GUAGAAACAAUUAAAGAAUUGAGAGUCAUGCUGAACCAGUUGAGCCAAAAAGAUAUCAAGUUCAAACAAGAACAUCUUUUCGAGUUUAAACUGCUGACAAUAUGUGAAAAUGAAGAAAUAAAGAAAAAAGCAGAAGACUUACUCGAAAUCAACCUGCAAGCUUCCAUACAAAAAUUAGAUCAACCGUCAGGUUCUAUAAGGAAAGAAACGGACAAAGUAGUAGCAAUCAUUGCCGCACAUCCAGACGUGACACCACUUGAAGUAAAACGGAAGUGUAUUAUUUGGUCAUUCAAAUUUUCCACUCCUGGUGGCUUAAUGCACAUUUUAGAUAUCACGCACGGCGACCAGUUUAGAAGCACAUUCCGAAACAUAACCAAUGAGCUCCAUUACAUAUAUGGAUACGCUUUCCUCAUACAAGGAAAGUGCACACUCGAAAGUGUGUCGGGGGUUUCAAGAAUGUUACAUAAAUCUACAACUCAUGAAGCAUCAAGUGAACACAUUAGUAUUCCAUUGAAGUGUUCAUCUGUGGACGGAAUAAAUUCAGUACUAUCCGCGAUAAAACAGGAAAAAACGACAAAUAGUCUGAAUAAAAUUGCAGAACAGAUGUCAGCGGAGUUCAAAGACACUGUAUCAAUAAAACUGAUCCCUGAAAUGAUGGAAUUUCGAAAUGUGUUUUAA
Molecule: messenger RNA, 678 nt
Organism: Ruditapes philippinarum (Manila clam)
Lineage: Eukaryota; Metazoa; Mollusca; Bivalvia; Venerida; Veneridae
Exons: 3
Coding region: 28-678 (216 amino acids)
Source: RefSeq, a predicted model, not a curated record